CCCUCAUUUCACCAUUGCUACAAACACAAGCUCUACUGUGUUUACUAACAUAAAUCCAAUCAAGUUUCAAUUCAAAGAGGAAAGAUGGCGCAAUACGGAAGGCAGACCGACGAGUACGGCAACCCCAUCCGCCACACUGACGAGUACGGCAACCCCGUCCAACGCCCCGGCGGAGGCACUGACCCUUACGGAGCCACCGCCGGAGAGUACGGCACUCACACCGGCCAUGGAACCACCGCCGGUGAGUACGGCACUCACACUGGCUAUGGAACUACUGCCGGAGAGUACGGCACUCACGGCGGUGGGAUUACCCAUGGCACCGGCACCGGCGGACAGUACGGCACUCACGGAACCGGCGUAGGGCUGACUCAUGGGACCACUGGCACAGGUGGAGGGAUGACUCAUGGUACCACGGGCACCACCGGAGCGUAUAAGACUGAUCAGUACGGCGCCACCGGCACCACUGGGGCUUUUGGCACUCACGGUGUAGGAGCUCCGGGGACCACCGGAGCUUAUCCCACUCAUGGUGGUGCAGGCCUUGGUACUGGUAUGGCCACAGGCGGCGCCCACCACCGCCGCUCCGACAGCUCCAGUAGCUCGGAGGAUGAUGGGCAAGGUGGGAGAAGGAAGAAGGGGAUUAAGGAGAAGAUCAAGGAGAAGCUUCCUGGCGGCAAGACCACGGAGCAGCAGCAUGGCUACGGCACAACCGGCACUGGAACAGGCACCACUGGAGUGGGGUACGAGCAAGAGCAUCAUGAGAAGAAGGGAAUCAUGGACAAGAUCAAGGAGAAGCUUCCCGGCCACCAUUGAACAUAUAUAUACAUAUAUAUAUACAUGAAUAAUGCAGUGUAUGCGUAGUAGCCAUAAUAAGCCAUUUCUCGAGGAGUGGCCUCUGUGUGUGACAUAUAUACUGGAGUAUUAUCACCUUUUACUUUCCAAA
Salvia hispanica is the source of this 940-nucleotide messenger RNA. RefSeq lists its product as uncharacterized. The record is from RefSeq and is a predicted model, not a curated record. Lineage: Eukaryota; Viridiplantae; Streptophyta; Magnoliopsida; Lamiales; Lamiaceae. Gene Ontology annotation, cellular component: cytosol. Gene Ontology annotation, biological process: response to abscisic acid; cold acclimation; response to water deprivation.